CCCCCGCCCACACAUUCCAAAAGGUGCUUGACCGAACCCUGACGUGUCCAAUGAGGAAAGUAAGUUCCGUUGAGGGCGGGUAGUUUGGGAUUUCAUUGGGGAAGGACUUCCUUCGUAGUUGCCGUUGGAUGCAAGCUGCGCUGCGUAGGUGACACGUAACUAAAAUUGAAAGUGUUGUAGGCCUCGUAAAUAUCGGGAUUUUGAUUUCUAUUACAGUGAUUGACAAAAUCUGAACGCGUUGCAAUGGGAAUCUGUUACAUCCGGUCUGGUUUUGUUUCCGAAUAGAGUGAACAUUGCUUCUACAUUAAGCACAAUGACAAAUUCUGCUUCUCAUGAAAUAUCGGAGUGAGUUUGCUCUGUGUAGUGUUGUCAAACGAAAAUCCAAGGAAAAGUAAAAACAAACUGGGAUUCCUUCGUGGAUGUGGCUACACCGUUUUGUGGGCCAAAAUGAAUCCAACAUAUUCACUAAACUUGCCUCAACUCUAAAGUGUUUCUGCUCCCUCUGUUUAAUAAUGCUUGGGGACGACUGAGGUGAAAAGGGGUUUGAGGUAGUAGAAAGUUUAGACAAAGUUUGCACAGCAGUGACCCGACGAUCGCUUGUGCAGGCGGCGGGGAGGGGAGCGAUUCAAUCAUGGGAAACGGAGUGUGUUCUCGGAGGCAGCGGAGAGUCUUCCAGUCUCUCCUUCUCAUCACCGUGGUUUUCGGAAUGAUUUAUGGCGGGAUGAUAUCGUAUGAGAUGCACAAUCAGUUGAAGAGGACUGAGGCGAUGGCUGUCAAGUACCAGCAACAUCAAGAGUCGCUCUCGGCGCAGCUUCAAGUCGUGUAUGAGCAUCGCUCGCGGCUAGAGAAGUCUCUGCAGAAGGAACGUGUGGAACACAAGAAGGCCAAAGAGGAUUAUCUGGUGUAUAAACUUGAAGCCCAACAGUCUCUGGACAAGGAGAAGGACUCCAGCAACAAAUUAAACUCUUUGCAUGGGCAGCACCAGAUGUUGAAGAAGCAGCAUGAGGACCUGAAGAAGCAGCACUAUGACCUGCAGGAGCAGCAUCAGAUUCAGGGAGAGGACCACGGCAAGGCCUUGGACGAACACAAGGCCCGCUUCGACAAACUACAGCAGACCAAAGAGAUGGAAGCCUCCAAACUCAAAGAGAAUGUGUAUAAUCUGCGAGAGGAGAAUAAGCAGCUGAGGAAAUCUCACCAGGACAUCCAUGUCCAGCUGCAGGAUGCACGGAUAGUACAUAAGGACUUGAAGGCUGCGCAUGAUCAGCUUGCACUGACGCUAGAGGACCACAAGAGUGCGCUGGUCGCCGCUCAGGUCCAGGUGGAUGAGUAUAAACAACUCAAAGAGACCCUGAUCAGAAUGCCCAGCCUUCGACAUGAUCAAAACCCCUCCCACCAACAGGCCCAGCCAGCUGCUGUAUUGGCCGAGCCCCAUGAACAGGCUCCACCCUCACCACAGUCAGCUGCCUUAUUCGCUGAGCCCCACGUAGAAGCACACACCCAUGAGGAAGACCAUGGGGACACACAAUCCAGGCAGUUGCAUCUGCAGGAAGAGGAAGUGGGCAAGCCAGAGUUCCAGUCUCAGCCUGCCCAGUCCCACCAUGCCGAGAAAGAGGGAUAUGGGGAUGCAGAGGGGGAGGCAGAGAGGAGGAGAGAGCUGGCGGAGGAAGAGAUGGAGCAGGCCGGGCAGCCCCAGAAGCUGGAGGAGGAAUCUGAACAACCACAGGAGGACGAGGGGUUGGAGGCGGAACACGACCAGCCAGACGACAACGCUCUGGACCGUCAGAGACGCCAACCACAACUGGAUCCACAAAAUGACAUCCACCUCGUCCCUGAGACCCACCUGCAGCAGGAGGCCCACGUGACCCAGGCGGAGCGGGUGAAGUCUGCCUACGAGCAGCAGCAGGAGCAGCAGCGCCUGGAGGCUGAGAGGACCCAGAGGACGAGGGAGCUCCAGCUGCGCCAGGAGGCCCUGCUGGCCCAGAGAAUGGCCGUGCAGAGGGAGAGAGAGCUGCGUCUGCGAGCUCAGCACGAGAGAGAGGAGCAGCAGCAUCGAGAGGCGGACCGUCGGGAACAGCUACUGAAGGAAGAGCAGAUCAGGAAGAAGAGUAACUAUGAGAACAUGGACAAUGACAUCGUCCAAGGUGAUGAAGAACCUCAUAUUGAUGAUGACGAAGAGAGGGACCCUCACAUGGAGCAUGAUGAGGAGGAGCAAGAUGAAGAGGACCACCGAGUACCACAACUACAGGAGGGGGCGGUAGAGGGGGAGGUGGACCCAGAGGAUGACCCUAAUAACCAGGGAGAGGAUGAGUUUGACGUGGCAGAGGAGCAGCAUCUUCAGCAUAGGGAGGAAGAGGAGGCAGACACGCACCCUAACCCCAAUCACCCAGCCAUAGACGAGGAACUGGUGAUGGCGGUAAACCCCGAUCAGCAGGAAGACAACCUGGAUGAGCUGUAUCCGGAGGACGAGGUACAGGAGGAUUUGGCCAGGGGGCAGAAGAGGGAGGAGGAGGAGGAGGAGCCAUACAACGAGGAGAACGGAGAACACGAUGACGUGAAAGAGCAAGAGGUCCCAGCAGAGAAAGAGAUCCAAGAGGAGGAGAACUACGAAGACAAGGAGGUGGGGGUUGGACGGGACGAGCGGCCCAAUCGAAGGGAGAUGUGAGCUGGACAGAGACAAUGACCAAUGAGAGUGCCUUUCCCCAUCACUGGGAGCCAAUCAGAUCUCACUAUUGUUCCCUCUAAAGGAGUAAAAUCAGACACCCACUCGGCAUUCCGAUCGGAAUUCUAUUGGAAUGUCUGCUUGGAGAUUCCCUUUUGUUUUUGUGUGGGACUGGAACUCAUGAACUUCUGGACAGAAUUAUCCUACUGGAACUGGGAAUACUAUAUAUAUAUAUAUUGAACAAAAAUAUGAACACUA
Salvelinus namaycush (lake trout) is the source of this 2917-nucleotide messenger RNA. RefSeq names its product Golgi integral membrane protein 4-like. NCBI's taxonomy places the organism in Eukaryota, Metazoa, Chordata, Actinopteri, Salmoniformes, Salmonidae. Bases 632 to 2662 code for a protein of 676 amino acids. The transcript is spliced from 16 exons. The record is from RefSeq and is a predicted model, not a curated record. Gene Ontology annotation, cellular component: Golgi apparatus; Golgi membrane.